GGGGCAGCCUGGAGCCCGGAAGGUGGGGCCCACGCCCGGGUUUCUCCUGCUGACUGUCCGGAUGACUCACUCACCUCCACAUCCCGCCCUUUUACCUUUAUGGAACAGCCGGAAAGGGUGUGGAGAGAAGGGGAGAAAGGGGCAGGUUUUGGGCCCCAGUCCCGCCCCUGCCUCUCCCCACCCUUCUCCAGGCCAGGCCACCCAGCCAAAAGGCAGGCCAAGAGCAGGAGAGGCACAGAACCCGGCAUCGGUCCCCUGGCAGCCAGUUAGCCCGCCGCCCGACCGUCUGUCCCCAGAGCCAUGGAGCGAGCCAGUCUGAUCCAGAAGGCCAAGUUGGCAGAGCAGGCUGAGCGCUAUGAGGACAUGGCAGCCUUCAUGAAGGGCGCCGUGGAAAAGGGCGAGGACCUGUCCUGCGAAGAGCGAAACCUGCUCUCCGUGGCCUACAAGAACGUGGUGGGCGGCCAGAGGGCUGCUUGGAGGGUCCUGUCCAGCAUCGAGCAGAAGAGCAACGAGGAAGGCUCGGAGGAGAAGGGCCCCGAGGUGCGAGAGUACCGGGAGAAGGUGGAGACCGAGCUCCGGGGCGUGUGCGACACCGUGCUGGGCCUGCUGGACUCCCACCUCAUCAAGGAGGCAGGGGAGGCUGAGUGCCGCGUCUUCUACCUGAAGAUGAAGGGCGACUACUUCCGCUACCUGGCCGAGGUGGCCACCGGUGACGACAAGAAGCGCAUCAUCGACUCUGCCCGGGCAGCCUACCAGGAGGCCAUGGACAUCAGCAAGAAGGAGAUGCCUCCCACCAACCCCAUCCGCCUGGGCCUGGCCCUGAACUUUUCUGUCUUCCACUACGAGAUUGCCAACAUCCCCGAGGAGGCCAUCUCGCUGGCCAAGACCACUUUCGACGAGGCCAUGGCUGACCUGCACACUCUCAGCGAGGACUCCUACAAAGACAGCACCCUCAUCAUGCAGCUGCUGAGAGACAACCUGACGCUGUGGACAGCCGACAACGCCGGGGAAGAGGGCUGCGAGGCUCCCGAGGAGCCCCAGAGCUGAGCCUGCCUGCCCUGCCCUGCCCUGCCCGCUCCAGUCCCCAGCUGCCGCCCAGCGCACUCGGAGGGAGUGGGAGGCCCGGCCCUGCCCUGCCCAGACCUUCCCGAGUGCUCUGCCCAGCUCGGAAAGUCUCUCCGGGGGCGCAGCCGCACUGAGGCCACAGUGGCCAGGAUCCCUGGGCGCACCGCCUGCGGAGCGUCCCCUUCUCCCACCCACCCCGCGCCUCCCUCUGGCCCCUGCCGCCUCUGGAUCUUAGGAAUCAAGGAGUGCCGCCCCCCCAUGGCUGAGAGCUGGACCGUGUGGCAGAGGCUGGAGAUGAGUGUGUGCGUGCGUGUGACUGCGAGAGCGAGAGUGAAAGCGCGUCUGCUGGGUGUGACCAUGUUUCCUCUCAAUAAAGUUCCGCUGUGACACUCCUGUCUUUUCCAGUUACUGGCUAUGGGUUGGGAGUGGGACUGAAGUAUGCUUUAAGAGACCCUGACUUAGGACCUUAGCUGGCCAGGUGGCGCGCGUGCCCGAGGACCCCAGAGUUAAGUGGGGUGUAGUCCCACCCAGCCCUCGGAACUGCGCCGUCGGGUGGGGACAAAGGGAAACGGGCUGGAGGGAAACAGGAGCAAGCCGGGUGGGGAGGGCCGCGGGCAGCCCACAGACUCGGCUGGCAGCAAGCAGCAACACGCCGGGGCCGCGGUCUAGGCGCUGUCUUACCUUCACGGCUGGGGCUGGAAACUGAGCCCGGGGCCGCUACUGCCCAAUCACAGGAGGGAGUUGCCAGGGGUCCCGCCCCCAGGGCCCGCUUGACCAAUGGAAGAAGGAGCAGCGAGGAUUCUCGCCUUCACCUCCGCCGGGUAGAAGCCACCGCUGGCUUGCUGACUGAGCGUUGUCCUCGCCGCUGGCCGAACUCUGGGGGACGGCGCUCUCCGGGUUUCACUCUAGCAAGUUGUCGCCCGCCCAGCCCGAGACGCCGCCACCACACUCCAGAGGCAGCCCUGGCCGCAUGGCCAGCAGGCUUGGACUGUGUCCCUGGCUGCCUUUGGGGAAGCCAUUACACCUCUCUGGGCCUCACCUUCCCUCAGUGGAAAGAGGCUUGAACUCAAGGUUCUCCAACCAGAGAGGAAGACUUUGGGUCCUGAAAGCGCCUGGGUGCGAUCUGUCCUGCCUGAGGCUCUGAGCCUGCUCGCCUUUGCGUUCUAUUUGUGGGCUUGGUGGGGAGGUUUAAAACACCUCCUUCUUAGUUAAGUUUGAGAAAAGAAACACCUGUGCUGUAAAGCCUGCUAGCUGUUAUUCAGUCAUCAGGAAGGCUAGGAUUUAUCCAGUAUUCCUGUGCAAAGCAGCUGCAAUAAUCGGUUAAUCGGUCAGGCGCAGCGGGGAGGAGCAUCCUCGCUGCCAGAGAUGGAACUCAGUC
Fukomys damarensis (Damara mole-rat) is the source of this 2443-nucleotide messenger RNA. It is a transcript of the gene Sfn, whose product is annotated as stratifin. Gene Ontology annotation, molecular function: protein kinase binding. Gene Ontology annotation, cellular component: cytoplasm. The record is from RefSeq and is a predicted model, not a curated record. Gene Ontology annotation, biological process: signal transduction. The coding region runs from base 301 to 1047 and encodes 248 amino acids. The transcript has a single exon. NCBI's taxonomy places the organism in Eukaryota, Metazoa, Chordata, Mammalia, Rodentia, Bathyergidae.